UUGAAAGCCAUCACGGUUAAAAUACCGCUUUGUGAGCAUGACAUAUAAAUACUACAUUGUUUUUUCUUUUCUUCUUUUUUUUUAACGCGUAACAUGUUAAACCCACAAAAUAGAGCACAAGAAAGAACUACCGAAGAAAUCAUUCUUGAGCCUUACAACUACUUAAUCUCACACCCGGGGAAAGAAAUUCGUACCAAGUUGAUAUCUGCUUUCAACUUGUGGCUCAAUGUGUCCGAAGAUGUGACUGAAGUAGUGAACAAAGUAGUGGGCAUGCUUCACAAUGCCAGUUUAAUGAUUGAUGAUGUACAAGAUGAUUCUGACUUAAGAAGAGGUGUACCAGUUGCUCAUCAUAUCUAUGGUGUUCCUCAGACUAUUAAUACAGCAAACUAUGUUAUUUUUCUGGCUCUACAGGAAGUCAUGAGACUAAACAAUCCUGAAAUGAUUCAUGCUUGUACCGAAGAAUUGAUUAAUUUACAUAAAGGUCAGGGCAUUGAGUUGUAUUGGAGAGACAGCUUAACAUGCCCUACUGAAGAGGAAUAUAUUGAUAUGGUCAACAAUAAAACAAGUGGGUUAUUAAGAUUGGCUGUUCGUUUAAUGCAAGCUGCUAGUCAAACUGAAAUUGACUACACUUCUUUGGUAAACAUCAUUGGUAUUCAUUUUCAAGUGCGUGAUGACUACAUGAACCUCCAAUCCAACACAGUAAGUAUAGUGAUAAAAAAAGUCUAUGUAACUUAACAAUUGUAGUAUACACAAAACAAAGGCUUUUGCGAGGAUUUAACUGAAGGCAAAUUUUCUUUCCCUAUCAUUCAUGCUAUCCGGAAAGAUGUCUCUAACAGACAAUUGCUGAAUAUUGUUAGUCAAAAGCCAACGAACAUUGAGGUAAAGAAAUAUGCAUUGGAAAUCAUUCAAAAGACAGGAACUUUUGAAUAUGUACGUAAAUUCCUCCAUCAAAAAGAAGAAGAGAUUUUAGUUGAAAUCAAACGUUUAGGAGGCAAUCCUUUGUUAGAAAAAUAUAUUGAAACUAUCAGAAUAAAGCAAGAAUA
This is a messenger RNA of Gilbertella persicaria, 1043 nucleotides long. Its product is annotated as isoprenoid synthase domain-containing protein. Lineage: Eukaryota; Fungi; Mucoromycota; Mucoromycetes; Mucorales; Choanephoraceae. The transcript has 5 exons. Gene Ontology annotation, molecular function: prenyltransferase activity. The record is from RefSeq and is a predicted model, not a curated record. Gene Ontology annotation, biological process: isoprenoid biosynthetic process. The coding region runs from base 94 to 735 and encodes 213 amino acids.